AUGAAUACCGGUUCAGGUCUAAAUUUGCUUUCGCUUGAUUUUAUUUCUCUUAUUUUGGCUAUAAUAUUAUGUCCAAAAGAUGUACAUGCCGAUGGUGUUUUAGGAUGUGGCGGAUUUGUAAGAUCUGAUGUCGACAUUAACUUUUCCUUGGUUGAGGUAAAACUGUACACACCUCAUGGCAGCAUAAAGUAUCAAACAGACUGUGCCCCAAACACAGGAUACUACCUCAUACCUCUGUACGAGAAGGGAGACUUUGUCCUCAAGGUGGAGCCACCAGCAGGAUGGAGUUUUGAACCUGAAAGUGUGCCACUGAAAGUAGAUGGCAGCACUGAUCACUGCAGUCUGGGUGAGGACAUCAACUUUCGCUUUACCGGCUUUUCUAUCACUGGAAAGGUUGUGAGUAAGGGUCAGGACAAUGGACCUACUGGGAUCAAUGUUAUUUUGAGAAAGCAGGGGUCCACCGAAACACUUCGGACAGCUGUUACUGCAGAGGAUGGAAAGUAUACAUUUGCUGGGGUGUUACCAGGAGAGUAUGAAGUGAAAGCAACACAGUCUGAAAACUUCAGCUUCCUACAGGCUGAUGCUAAAGUGACUGUUACCAAUGACAAUGCCAACACUGGUAACAGUAUUGUGAUAGCUGGAUAUAAAGUAAAGGGAGCGGUUCAGAGUGAGGGAGAACCAAUCAAGGGAGUUAACUUUGUUCUGUUUUCCUCCAGUUUUAAGAAAGAGGACAUCAGUGGAUGUGAGAAGGGGCCCCUAAAAGGAUUCACCACAACUGACAACAAUUCGCCUCUCUGUUACAUAUCAUCCAAAGCCGACGGGAGUUUCACCUUUCCAGCACUACCUGUUGGGAAUUUCUACAUUGUUCCAUUCUACAAAGGAGAACACAUCAGAUUUGAUGUUUUACCAGGGAGACUGGACAUACAGGUCCAACAUGGACCAGUCACUCUCAAGGAUAUAUUCCAAGUGGAGGGCUUCUCUGUCAGUGGUCGAGUCCUUAACAAAGCAGGGGGUGCAGGUGUGUCAGGUGCAUCAGUGCUGGUGGACGGGAAAGCAGUGUCACGGACAGAAGCUGAUGGAAUGUACCAUCUAGAGAACAUGAAGACAGGGACCUACCGUCUCCAGAUCCAGACCGAUAACAUCUACUUUGAUGAUGUCAGUGUCAAAAUUACACCCAACACUCCGAAUCUCCCAGACAUUGUGGCCUCAGAUUUUAAGAUGUGUGGCAAGAUUGUGAUCAGCCAGCUCCCAGAUUCUCUGAGACAGGUUGCCAGUCACCGACGAAUCAUUAUCAUCCCACAAAACAAAAACAUGGAUGCUUCCUCUGCUAAGGCCGAUGUGGAUGGAAACUUUUGUGCCAAGGUCAAACCUGGCAGCCAUGUUGUACAGGUGCACUUGACUGAAGAAGAGAAAACAGCUGGUCUAUCCAUUGUCCCAAGUGAAAAGACUGUCACUAUCACAGACAAACCAGUAAUGGAUGUCAUCUUCUCACAGUUCCAAGCGAAGGUCACUGGUACCGUGAUAUGUUUAGAAAAGUGUGGCCCCGUGGAAAUUUCUUUAGAAAGUGACCGACGUGGUGAAGUGAAGCAGAUAACACAGGUAAAAGAAGCUACCAGAGGAGGAACAUUCCAGUUUGAUAAUGUCUUACCUGGAAAAUACAAAGUGACAUUGCUACAGGACAGCUGGUGUUGGAAGGAGAAGACACUGGAUGUGGAGGUGGCUAGCGCUGAUCUGUCUGGGAUCGAGUUCACACAGACCGGCUACAUUCUCAAAUGUAGUAUCUCUCAUGAAAUCAAACUGGAUUUUGCACAUGAAAAGAAGGAGGGAACUGUUGGGUCGUUCCAGCUAAACAAGGGUACAAAUCGAUUCUGUCUGGCUCAGCCUGGCGUGUAUCGUCUCACCCCGGACUCCUGUCAUCAAUUUGACAAGGAUGUUUUUACAUACGACACGUCCAACCCAGAGUUACUUACCCUGGCAGCAGUGCGCCACCUGAUGGAGGGUAGCGUCACCACAGAGGAGCCUGCUACAGAUAUCAUCGUCACUGUUGUCUCCACGGUGGAUCAAGAUGUCGUCAACAUUGGACCACUGGCCACGGAUGUCAAACCACCAAGUACAGACAAGGGUGCUAAACCUGUGACCGGGCCAUUUGUCUACAAGUUCACACACUGGGCAAGGUCAGGAGAGAGGCUUGAGGCCAGUGCCAAGUCCAAGGAACUGUUGUUUAGUCCAAGCAAGGCAGAAGUUGUUGUUCAUGGAGAUACAUGUGUUGGAGAGGUGGUCAAGUUUACCGGAAAGCGAGGUGUUUUUAUUAACGGUCAGAUUAAACCAGCUCUGGCUGGGGUCAGUGUCACAGUCAUUGCUAUGGAUGAUUCUAUGGCUCCUAUUGCCAUAGAAACUGCUGAGUCAGGAAAAUUUAGUGUGGGACCCCUACACAGUGGUAAGGAAUACAGCGUGUCCGCUGAGAAGACUGGUUAUGUACUGGUCAAGGAGGAUGGACAGACUGCCUCCUUCAAGGCCUACAAACUCGGACAGGUAUCUGUGCAGGUUCUGGACGAAAAAGACCAGCCCCUGUCCAAUGUGCUGCUAUCACUGAGUGGGGAGAAGCAAUAUCGCAGUAACAACGUGACCAGUGACAAUGGUACCAUCAACUUCAUUGGACUGAGUCCUGGAGAGUACUUCCUGCGACCAAUGAUGAAAGAGUACAAGUUUGAUCCUUCCUCUCAAACUAUUGAGGUGAUGGAAGGUACAACAAAGAAAAUCACCAUCAAGGGGCUCCGCGUGGCUUAUAGUUGCUAUGGUUCAGUGACAUCCUUGAAUGGAGAACCAGAACAGGGAAUCAUUGUAGAGGCUGUAGGCACUGAUACAUGUGGGAUGUUCCAGGAGGAGAGUAAGACUGAGCCUGAUGGGUCAUACCGGAUACGGGGACUGCAGCCAAAUUGUACCUACAGCAUUCACCUGAAAAAUGAUGUUAACAGACACAUUGAGAGAGCUGCACCAAAAUCACAGGAGAUCACGGUGAAGGACAGUGACUUUAAUGAUGUGUCCAUCAUUGCGUUCCGUCGUGUGAACCAGAUGGACAUCAGUGGCAAUGUCAUCACACAGGAGGAGUACCUGCCCAGUCUUAAGGUAAAACUAUUCCGAGAUGAGACUCCUGAUUCACCGAUUCAUACUGUCAGUCUAGGCACGGUGACAUUCUUCUUUCUACCCUCCCUGUCGAUUGACAAUGAGCCAUACACCCUUAAGUUGGAGAGUUCCCUGUCCAAAGCCUCCUUUGACUUUACUCUUCCAGUUGUCCACUUUGUGGCCAAUACGUCAUAUCAACACCACAGUAUCAAAUUUAGCCCUAUUAGAAAAUCAUUUGAUCAAGAGUUCAUUCAAGGGACUUCACUCUUCCUUCCUUUCUCAUUACUUCUGGCAGCUGUAGUGUAUAAUUAUCAAAAAUUAUUUCCAUACUUAAUGCGUACAUGGUCCCAGGUCCAAUCUAUGCUGGCAGCUGGCCAGACUGAGACUUCAGUCUCAGGGGCGGGAGACGCAGGAUCUGGGUCAGACCUCCAAAUGAAGAAAAAGAUGAAAGCAAGAAAGACAUCAUGAUGAUAUUGAUUAUAGAUCUGAAACAUUCUAUCAAAUAAUUAUCUCCUUGGAUAUUUCUAUACAAUUUUGUCUACAGUGUAGUUUAUCUUGUUUUGAGAACAGAAAAAAUAUCUUCAACAGGCUUUAAAAUUGUGAAGAACAUGGAUGUUGAAAUCCUUUAUCUUUUAAAUUUGUAUAAAAAAUCAAAACACUUAAUAAAAAAAGUACACUCUUCUUUUAAAAUAAAAUAGGAUGUCCAUGUUUCCUGUCUUAAUCACAUCAGUAACAUAGUUAUUAUUUUGUAGAAAUCCUGACCUACUUGCUAACUAAUCACAUGGCCUCAAGGCCAUUUUAAACAUUCAGCUGAAUCACCUCUAUUUUCCUUUUGAAUUGAUACAGUUUUCUUCAAAUUGUUUUUUUCUGGAAUGGUAGGCUUACACAGCAAAAGUGGAAUAUAUCAGUAUAUAUUAAUUUAUACCUUAAUUGCUAGUAAAUGUUGUAAUUCUAUAAAAUAUUGACAACAGGACAUGAGGACAGUUUACCUGAUAUUUCUACAGUAAAUUAAAAAAAUUCUACAUUAUUUUUAAUGAGCUUUAACAACUGUAAUAACAAAAUAGAUCAAAUGACUACACAUUCUCUUUACAUUAUAUCAAUACCAUCUGUUAUGUCCCUCUGGUUCACUCUACGUCUCUUGAAUAACUCUCCCUCCUGGAACCUUGUGUCCUCUAUACCUUUCUCCAUCCCUACCCUUGUCCUGCCCCACCCCUUCCACCUAUGGAGAUAUCUACAAUAUCUUUCGAAAUAGUAGGCUAUUUAAUUUUUUUUUUUUGUUGCAUUCGUUACGUGUAACCUAAAACUUAAGAAAUAAAAUUAUUACCUCCCUUAAAGUACAAGUCAUUAACUGAACAAGAAUGCAGUCAUCACUGUCCAUGUUAAGUCUUUGAAAAAUCCUUAAAUUUAUCAUCAGCAUGUCCAAUUGUUAGAACAGAUAUAAAUGAGGUGUAUGUAGAAGAAGAAUGUGUUUUUAGUGAGAGAAUGAUAGUUAGUGUACAAGUGAAUGAUAGUUAGUGUACAAGUGCACAAUUCCAGUGAGGUACAGAGUAGAUUUACUGUAUUACAGAAUCAAUCAAGUGGAUUGUACACCACAACUCAGUAUGGAAGGAUAUAAAGUAAGGACUGUGUGUCUGUGUGUAAGUAAAUAUAGGAUCUCCUAAACAGAUUUUGUUUAUAUUGUUACCAUUUUAUUGAUGCAUCAUACAGCCUAAAAGAUUUGCUGGUCACCUAUCGAAGUUUAAAUGCUUAUAGGUCACAUUUGACUUCUUUGAGAGGUAACUUGUAAAGCUUGUUUUUAAUUUUUUUUUUUUUUCAAUUUCCAUGUUUUUACCACUAGCUUGAAGUAAAAACAAUUUUUCAAAAAAGUUAUUAAAUGACUUUUAUUUCCUCGAUUAUGUUCUUUUCAAGCUAUUUUUCACAAUUUUAAUUCUUUGAAAAUUACAUCAUUCACACUUCAUGCCCCAGCUCUCUUUGUUUGUAAUUUUGCAAUAGUUUGCUUCAUGGAAAAAAUUGCUUGGUAAUUUAUUGAUUCUGGUUAAAUAUCCAGGAUUUGUGGCCUGGAAGAUAUUUAAAUAUAUUAACCCUGUAAUAUAUUGAUAUAAUAAUACAUUAACUUAACCCUAACCUAUGGUAC
Molecule: messenger RNA, 5257 nt
Organism: Ylistrum balloti
Lineage: Eukaryota; Metazoa; Mollusca; Bivalvia; Pectinida; Pectinidae
Product: BOS complex subunit NOMO2-like
Exons: 31
Coding region: 1-3591 (1196 amino acids)
Cellular component (GO): endoplasmic reticulum membrane
Molecular function (GO): carbohydrate binding
Source: RefSeq, a predicted model, not a curated record